Messenger RNA from Trichoplax adhaerens, 771 nucleotides. RefSeq lists its product as uncharacterized. Gene Ontology annotation, cellular component: endoplasmic reticulum. NCBI's taxonomy places the organism in Eukaryota, Metazoa, Placozoa, Uniplacotomia, Trichoplacea, Trichoplacidae. The transcript has 8 exons. Gene Ontology annotation, molecular function: iron ion binding; oxidoreductase activity. Gene Ontology annotation, biological process: lipid biosynthetic process. The record is from RefSeq and is a predicted model, not a curated record. The annotation marks the transcript as partial.
UUAUUUUAUCUUGUGGCUCCUAGUGAAAGCAUGUUUCAGACGGUUCAAGAAGUCCCUGAAUACGUCAAACAGGUAGUGCCACUCUUUAUAAGCGCUAUUAUACUAGAAAUUAUCAUUAAAUCAAUCAUGGGAAUUGGAUCAUCAGCUAGAGUCAACGAUAUAAUUGGAUCUCUCUCAGCUGGCAUUAUAUCAAGACUUCCACAGCUGUAUUUUGGUAGCCUUGAAUUAGGAGCCUACAUUUGGUUUUAUGAGCAUUACAAUUUAGUACGAUUGCCAUGGAAUUCUUAUUGGACAUGGAUCUUCUGCUUACUAAGUGUUGAUAUGGGAUAUUAUUGGGUACAUCGUUUUGGCCAUGAGGUCAACUUAUUUUGGGCUGCUCAUCAAGUUCAUCACAGUUCUGAGGAAUAUAAUCUAUCAACUGCCCUACGCCAAUCUGUUCUUCAGCAAUACUUCAGCUGGGUAUGUUAUUUACCUUUGGCAUUGUUAGUGCCCCCUCCAGUUUUCUUAGUUCAUAUACAAUUGAACUUAAUCUUUCAAUUUUGGAUACAUACUGAGGUAAUUGAUAAAAUCGGACCUCUAGAAUACUUUCUCAAUACACCAAGCCAUCAUCGAGUUCAUCAUAGCCGCAAUCCUCAAUAUAUAGAUAAAAAUUACGCUGGUGUAUUAAUUAUUUGGGACAGGAUAUUCGGUACAUUCGAGCCUGAAGAUGAAGAAGGUGUAUAUGGUUUAACAUCCCCUGUAGCUACAUGGAAUCCUCUCUGGGUGCAAUUU